Pyrgilauda ruficollis (rufous-necked snowfinch) is the source of this 2748-nucleotide messenger RNA. RefSeq names its product solute carrier family 25 member 29 (gene SLC25A29). The coding region runs from base 430 to 1140 and encodes 236 amino acids. Gene Ontology annotation, cellular component: mitochondrion. The record is from RefSeq and is a predicted model, not a curated record. The transcript is spliced from 5 exons. Gene Ontology annotation, biological process: mitochondrial L-ornithine transmembrane transport. Gene Ontology annotation, molecular function: high-affinity L-arginine transmembrane transporter activity. Lineage: Eukaryota; Metazoa; Chordata; Aves; Passeriformes; Passeridae.
UACCCGGCACCGGCAUCUCCAUCACGCCGGGAGCCGCCCCCGCGCUGCCGCCAGUGCUGGGGGCGGCCUGGGGGGAGUUGUCCCUCGGCCCCCGCCCCCGGAGGCGCGGCCCGGCCCCUCGCAAGGGUAGAAAGGGCCGGGCGGGGGGUGCGCGGCGGCAGAGUGCGGAGCGGCGGCGCGCAGGGCCCGCGGUGCCGGCAUGGCUCUGGAUUUCCUGGCGGGAUGCGUUGGCGGUGCUGCUGGUGUGCUGGUGGGACAUCCCUUUGACACUGUUAAGAUGACAGAUAAGCCUCAUCACGGGAGAGUUACCUAGUUCGUCUGCAAGUUCAAAAUGUAGAGAAACCUCUCUACCGUGGGACUUUCCAUUGCUUUCAGUCCAUCAUAAAGCAAGAAUCUGCUUUUGGACUCUAUAAAGGUAUUGGGUCUCCAAUGAUGGGACUGACGUUCAUUAACGCGCUGGUAUUCGGUGUGCAAGGAAACACCCUUCGUGCUCUGGGCAAAGACACUCCUCUGAACCAGUUCCUUGCAGGGUCAGCAGCAGGAGCCAUCCAGUGCAUCAUCUGCUGUCCCAUGGAGCUGGCAAAGACAAGGAUGCAGCUUCAAGGAACAGGAGAAUAUAAACUAAAAACGAAGAACUACAAAAAUUCUCUGGACUGUUUGAUCAAAAUCUAUCAAAAGGAAGGGCUGAGGGGCAUCAACAGGGGCAUGGUCUCUACCUUCAUAAGAGAAACUCCAAGCUUUGGCUUUUACUUCCUAACCUAUGACUGCAUGACUCGGUAUUUAGGCUGUGAAGCUGAAGACAGUUAUGUUAUUCCCAAGCUGCUGUUUUCUGGAGGGAUGUCGGGCAUCGUCUCGUGGCUCUCCACCUACCCCAUGGAUGUGAUCAAAUCGCGGCUCCAGGCCGACGGCGUCGGGGGCGUCACGCAGUACAGCGGCAUCCUGGACUGUGUCCGAAAGAGCUACCGGGAGGAGGGCUGGAGGGUGUUCACCAGAGGUCUCACUUCCACCCUUCUCCGUGCUUUUCCUGUCAAUGCAGCUACCUUUGCUACCGUCACCGUGUUCCUGAUGUACAUGAAGUCAGAAGACAGCCUUCCCGAAUGCGAGCCAGGUCCGGUAAUCCAUCAGCCUUCCAGUUUGUGAACCUUCUCUCUUUGUUCUCCUCUUCCAAAGCCCAGCUGGUUGGGUUUUGUGAAACUUGGACACUUGACCCACACAGGUAGUGUAGAUUUAUGCUAUCUGUAUAAAGAAUUCCUAAAUGUAUCCAAUUAGGAUUUCAUCUCACUACUUGUAUAAACAGCAUCUUGCCUUAUUCAGGACUCCACAUCUAGUAGUAUUCAAGUUAGAGGGGGGCCUGCCUUUAGAAAGUUGCUGUUGUGGCUCCAGAAAAGGCUCUGGAGAGUGUUCUAGCACCAGAAAUGGAGUUUUCUUUCACUCAGGUUCUGAAUGAUGGAGUUGAGUUGAAUGCAGAAGUGUUUUCAUGAAAGAAAUACUCAUUUUGUAUGUGACAGGAGUAAGUGCACUCCUCUAAGGUGAAGAAGGGGGAAGAAGUUUAGUGGUGGAGGCAUUUUGCAGGUAACCCUGAACUGUAAAGGUAAGGACUAGCAUUCAGCUAGUCCUGUGUUUUAGUUUCCCUUUGCUUUUAUAUGUCAAUGGUUUUAGUAGCAACUUUGUUCAUACUGAUUUGUAAAAAACAAACGAAUUUGUACCUAAGUUACUCCCUGACCUUUCAGCUUGGAAUAAAUAUCUUAAGCACAAAGUUAGCAUCUGCACUCAAAUGCACUUGUUCUUUAAAUCUCAAGGCUUGUAAGGAUUUAGGGAAACUCAAGUCUAGUAGGACUGGUGUUGUUUGCCCUCACCUCUUUCUCAUUUGGUGGGUGCACAGACUGCAUUGAGUAGUUGAGUCCAGUGGACUUUGUUCUCUGAAGUUUAUGUAACUUUGCACCACUUCUCCCAACAUGCCCCAUAGCAGCCAGUGAUGUACAGAAGUCAAAGUCCUGCCUGUGGUAUUGCACAAAAUGUUUGUGGGUGCAAUGUUAGCUUAGCAGCUUGAAGUAUCUUAGAAAUACAUACGUAUUUAGGACUGGAGGUUUCAUACCUUUCCAGAAAAAAGGGGUGUAAGUGUCUGAAAUGGUUGCUGUUCAAUACACUUGCAUUAUGAAUUUAAACAAUACUGAUUUUUAUGUAUUUAGUUACAGUGCUACUGGAAAGAAGACUGGAAAGGGUUUUAGAGAAUUUUCUUGUUACAUUAAUCUGCUGUAUUUUCUUUACCAGUCUGUUGAAGAAGAAUUGAAUUAGCCAAAGAGCUACGAACAGUUAUUUAAGAUUUGAGCUAAAAGCUACACACAUUUGGCACAAAGAACGAGGAGGGAGGAUUGUGUGUGUGUGAGCAAUGUUUUAAAACAUAUCAAACUAGUUCAGUAAGUACAACUUGUUACACUUUUGGUUGGGACAAGUGCAAUAUGUGUUUAAUAUAUAUAUGAAUUUUCUAAAGAAGCGUUAUUUCAUAGCAUUUUGCACUGUAACAAAAUAUGCUGGAGAAACCUGUAAAAUUGGUAUGUCUUUUUAUACCUUGAAGGUAUGGUGGAUGUUUUAGUGCCUACUUGCACUGAGAUUCAAAUUGAAUGUUAAAUCUGUCUACUAAGCUGCAUAUGCACAACAAAUCACAGCAAAGACCAUUUACACCUUUGUACAGGAGUAUGUCAAUUCUUGUAUAUAUAUUGAGGGAAUAAAUUUUUUUUUUUAAUUUUC